CGUCGCCCCUUAAACAUGGGCAAAAAACACCAACCAUGCCAAAGGCCAUCGCCACCUGACGUAAAACGCCGUUUCGCGGCCCACCAACGGCGGCCUCUGGAAUCAAGCCUUUAAAGGGACCGGCCGGCACACGUUGCUUUGCAGGUUCAGCGCUCGUAUCCCCCCCUUCCACUUCCGCUGAUCAGGACCCAAUGCGAGCAACGUCAAGCAUCGCAAGCGCGGGCGACUAAGCGGUUAGCGGCUCCUCGACUCUCCAUCUCGGCUAACGAGAAGAAGAGGGGUGCCAACGAGCAAGGGAAGAAGAAAAAAGGCAAAGACUGGAAACCUAGAGCGUUAUUACGACAUUUAUGACGGCUGUGGAGCAUCCCCCUGAUCGCCUGAUAAUGACUCGCGGGCGCGCAAGCCGCCACUACCGAAGAGACUGACGGCCUCCUCCCGCUGUCCCAAGAGUCCGAGAGUCCCAAGAACAGAAGAGCAAUUGUUGUUGGUUGGCAUAUCCGUACACUGGCUGGCCUCUUAUCUACCACUCACUCACUCGUGACCAUCGGUAGAGUAUCUAGUUUACCCUAGCUGAAAGAUACCCUUGGUUCCCCCGGCCAUCGGACAUUUGGGAAAACUGCCCAGGACACCGGAAACUAGACUGAUGGUUUUUUUCCCCUCUUAGACAACUGGACUGUGCUCCUGUUUUUGUCCAUUUUGCUCUCUGGUUCUCUUAUCGUCUACCAAACUCCCAUUUCCCCCCCCGCCCCGGUGACCCUCGAGUUCCUCUCAACAUCGAUCAAAAUCUCCCAGACGGCUUGCGUGCGCGCACUGGACGGACAGUUGCGGAUCCCCACCUGUCAUCCCACCGGGAGCAUUCCGCAAACGACCCCGUUUUUGAUCUCGGGGAAUUCGAGAAGAAGAAUAAGGGGAAGGGAAGCAACCCUCGCCCGGCCAUCUGUAGAGGAGGAAGAGACAUGGAGUAAAGGGGGCGCGUCGGUCAAACUUGCUCGACAUAUUGUCACGAAGCCGCCAGAUAGGCAAACUCGACUUCCAUCCAAGGGGGGAAACCAACAUCUACAUCUGGGGACCAUUAUUAUACAAAUCAACCCGUUCUUGGCUGCCAGCGUGGAUCAACAGCUACGCCGCCCACGCAGAGACAGCAACAACAUAAAGCCGAGCAUCCAUCACCAACAUCAAAUAUCAAAUAUCAUCAUCAAUAUCAACAUCACGGACAACGGUCGGCCAUGACGACCACGUCGGACCCCAACCCGUUGACGACCCAGCGCGGCGCGGCGCCUCUGACGACCGUCUUCACGACGCCCGACUUCUGCAAGGAACUGUACUGGACAAACACCAUCACGCCGCCGCUGUCGAGCGUCGUGUGCAUGCCGACGUCGUGGCACCAGCUCUACGACUACAGCUGGGGCUACUACUCCCCGGGCAUCUGCCCGUCGGGCUAUACCGAGGGCUGCGCGUUCCCGACAUCGCUGGCCACGUCCAAGGACGGCGGCAUCCGCCUCGGCGGCCCCGUCGUCGAGGGCGAGACGGCGCGGCUGUGCUGCCCGACGGGCCACACGUGCUACACCGACUCGUGGGCGUACAGCAAGUGCAUCUCGACGGUGCCGACGACGUCCUUCUACAACAGCGACAACCAGCCGACGUCGCAGCUCGCCCUGGUGUUUGCCGUGCAGGUGCGGUGGCGGGCGUCGGACCUGAGCAUCCUCGAGACGGACCCGACGGUCCCGGGGGCCACGUACACAGGACUGACGUCGACGGGGGUUGCAGGUAGUAGCGGAGCGACGGCCGCGCCAUCGACAGGGACGGGAGGCGGAACCGGAACGAGAGCGAGCGGAUCGGCCGCCACGGCCACGGCCACGUCGACGACGACGACGGCGACGGACGGAUCGGGCACGGGAGGAGGGGGAAGUCAGGGCAUCUCGGUGGGCACGACGAUCGCCAUCGCCGUCGGCUCGGUCGCAGGGACGCUGGCCCUCGCAUUACUGGCCUUCGUCCUCCUCUGGCGGCGACGGCGGCGGCGGGACGCGCAGAAGGCCGCCAGCGCCCACGCGCACGACAGCGACGCCAAGUCGGACUCCCUCGCGGCUCCGGCGCUGCUGGCGCACAAGGCGGCGUCCGGCAAGACGUCGCUUGACAUCAUGUCGCCGCGGCCGGGGUCAGGAACGACAGUCGUCGGGGACGGGCCACUGCACUCGCCGCACACGCCGACGGCGACCGCCGCCGCCGCCACGGGCACGGGCACGGGCACGACGACGCAGCUCGACUCGACGGCGGUCAUGGAGAUGGAGACGUUGGAGAGGCCGCAGGAGCUGCCGGACGACAACGCCGUCUUCGAGAUGGAGGGCGACAUGCCGGGCCCGCCGCUGUACCGGGAGAAGGAGGGGUGGCCUCUCCGGUGGUGAGAUAAUUCGUGAGGCUCGCGUCGUUUCGGUAUGCGUUUUGUGCGUCUUUGGGUUUAUGUAGCGCCGGAGUUUUGUGUGCAACGGAUAGGAUUACGAGUGUGCUUUAGGGCCAUCUGAGCCAAAGAAUGCCUUGGGAGAGAAUAACAGUCCAUGGAGACUGAGAUUCAGUUACACGAAAUAAACCUAAUCAACCCUGUUUUCUGUCUCAG
Colletotrichum destructivum is the source of this 2611-nucleotide messenger RNA. RefSeq lists its product as uncharacterized. The record is from RefSeq and is a predicted model, not a curated record. The transcript has a single exon. The coding region runs from base 1227 to 2402 and encodes 391 amino acids. Lineage: Eukaryota; Fungi; Ascomycota; Sordariomycetes; Glomerellales; Glomerellaceae.